Sciurus carolinensis (gray squirrel) is the source of this 2434-nucleotide messenger RNA. RefSeq names its product protein kinase domain containing, cytoplasmic (gene Pkdcc). Gene Ontology annotation, molecular function: ATP binding; non-membrane spanning protein tyrosine kinase activity. Gene Ontology annotation, biological process: protein phosphorylation. The transcript is spliced from 7 exons. NCBI's taxonomy places the organism in Eukaryota, Metazoa, Chordata, Mammalia, Rodentia, Sciuridae. Bases 168 to 1634 code for a protein of 488 amino acids. The record is from RefSeq and is a predicted model, not a curated record.
UGUGCCUCCUGCGAGGGGCCGGGGUCGGGGCUGCCGGGGCCAUGCGCGCGGGCUGGGCAGGGGGCCGCCGGGGCUCAGAGCGAAGCCGCCUCCGAGCCUGAGCCGCCCGGGGCCGGGGCCGGGGCCGGGGAGCCGCGCGGGGCCGGCCGGCCGGGGGGAGGGGAGCGAUGCGGCGCCGGCGGGCGGCGGUGGCCGCGGGUUUCUGCGCCUCCUUCCUGCUGGGCUCGGUUCUCAACGUGCUCUUCGCACCGGGCUCGGAGCCUCCGCGGCCAGGCCAGUCCCCCGGGCCCUCGCCGGCCCCGGGCCCGGGACGUCGCGGGGGCCGUGGAGAGCUAGCCCGGCAGAUCCGGGCGCGCUACGAGGAGGUGCAGCGCUAUUCCCGCGGGGGUCCUGGGCCCGGGGCUGGCCGGCCCGAACGGCGGCGCCUGAUGGACCUGGCUCCGGGCGGGCUGGGCCUGCAGCGUCCCCGGCCCCCACGGGCCCGGCCCCUGCCCGACGGCGCCCCGGGCUGGCCCCCGGCUCCCGGCCCGGGCCCUCGCCUGGGCUGCGCCGCGCUCCGCAACGUGUCUGGCGCGCAGUACGUGGGCUCGGGCUACACUAAGGCAGUGUACCGGGUCCGCCUGCCCGGAGGGGCCGCGGUGGCGCUCAAAGCGGUGGACUUCAGCGGCCACGAUCUGGGCAGCUGUGUGCGCGAGUUCGGGGCGCGGAGGGGCUGCUAUCGGCUGGCGGCCCACAAACUGCUCAAGGAGAUGGUGCUGCUGGAGCGGCUGCGGCACCCCAACGUGCUGCAGCUCUACGGCUACUGCUACCAGGACAGCGAGGACAUCCCGGACACCCUGACUACCAUCACGGAGCUGGGCGCCCCUGUGGAGAUGAUCCAGCUGCUGCAGACUUCCUGGGAGGAUCGAUUCCGAAUCUGCCUCAGCCUGGGCCGCCUGCUUCACCACCUGGCCCAUUCUCCACUGGGCUCAGUCACCCUGCUGGACUUCCGCCCUCGGCAGUUCGUGCUGGUGGAUGGAGAGCUGAAGGUGACAGACCUGGAUGAUGCCCGUGUGGAGGAGACACCAUGUGCAAGCAGUGCUGACUGCAUACUGGAGUUUCCAGCCAGGAACUUCACCCUGCCCUGCUCGGCCCAGGGCUGGUGUGAUGGCAUGAAUGAGAAGCGGAACCUCUACAAUGCCUACAGGUUUUUCUUCACAUACCUCCUGCCCCACAGUGCCCCACCCUCACUACGGCCUCUGCUGGACAUCAUCGUCAAUGCCACAGGAGAGCUCACCUGGGGAGUGGACGAGACCCUGGCCCAGCUAGAGAUGGUGCUGAAUCUGUACCGGAGCGGCCAGUAUCUGCAGAACUCCACCACAAGCAGUAGCGCUGAGUACCAGCGCAUCCCAGACAGCACCAUUCCACAGGAGGACUACCGGUGCUGGCCAUCCUACCACCAUGGCAGCUGCCUCCUGUCUGUAUUCAACCUGGCAGAGGCCGUGGAUGUCUGUGAGAGCCAUGCCCAGUGCCAUGCCUUUGUGGUCACUAACCAGACCACCUGGACAGGUCGGAAGCUGGUCUUUUUCAAGACUGGAUGGAACCAAGUAGUCCCCGAUCCCAACAGGACCACAUAUGUAAGGGCCGCUGGCUGACCUGUCUGAGGGCUCAGCUGACUAUCCUCACCAGCUGGGCUUGCCUAUGGAGGAAGUGACUUGCACUAGCAGAGCUGCAUGUCACCUGGUAACCUCUGCAGACAAGACUGACAUCCCAGACAGACCGAUGUGACCAGGACAAACGUGCAAUAAUGCAAAAUGUUAAAAUGUGAGUUGACAAGGCUAAGUCUGAGACUGCUGGUUCCCAGACCAGGAAUCACUGGUUGGGGAGCGACUGCCGCUCCAGCGCUCAGGGCUGCGAGCAAGGCUCAGGCUGGUCUGCACUGGGACAGCUCCGUGGGCAGCCCCAUCACUGUGUUCAUAGUGUGAGAAUGUAGCCAAAGCCCUUGCUGCUGCUGCCGCCGCUGCCACCAUUGCUGCACAUGCCAAGGCAGGCGGGGGCUGCGUGGGGACAAUCGGUCACAGAGCUUAGCUCCAGAGAGGAAACUUGGUGGUGGGUGGGCAUGCUCCAGGAUGUGGGUGAUCCUAUACCGACAGGGCGCGCUCCCAGGCCAGCCCAGGGGUCAGGGGCAGAGGUGCACACAUCAAUAUGAGCCAAGACUAGGGUGGAGGAGCAGGUUGCGGUUUGAGCCAGGACCUGGAGUGGGGGUGGGACCAGGACCUUUCUGCCUCAUUUGCUUUCAGUGAAAGCCUCAAGCAACCACACCAGGCACCCCCCUCCUGGAGUUUGCAUAUCCAGAAGCUUUUGUACUUCUUGUUUGUUAAAUUGUUUAUUUUUGUAAAAAAAAAAAAUAUAUAUAUCGGUUAAUAAAAUGCUUCACGGCAAAAACUCUUCUCAA